Monoraphidium neglectum is the source of this 417-nucleotide messenger RNA. RefSeq lists its product as hypothetical. Bases 1 to 417 code for a protein of 138 amino acids. The record is from RefSeq and is a predicted model, not a curated record. The transcript is spliced from 3 exons. Lineage: Eukaryota; Viridiplantae; Chlorophyta; Chlorophyceae; Sphaeropleales; Selenastraceae.
AUGGACGCGGACUUUGCGUCGGACCAGGUGCAGCAGCAGCAGCCGCAGCAGCACGACACCGCGCUGACCAAGCAGAUGAACGUGCAGCACCUCUGCGACCACCGGUGCAGCGUGCAGCACAUGUUCGGCAAUGCAUUCCGUUGCCAGUCAAGCGGCCAGCUGCAUGUGUGCGACGCCAAUUGCACCCAGCGGGUCUACAACGACCGGUACUCCACGAUCUGCCGCAUCAGCCGGAAGGUCUUUGCCAACGCCUGGGCGGCUCCGGCGCCGUGCAGGAAGCGGUCGUGCUCAUUCUCCGAGGAGGCCCCCGCCGACGCGUGCCGCAAGCGCGGCCCGGGCGCGCCCGCCGCAUGCCCCGACGUCCCGGGCUUUUACGCGGCCGGCCCCGGCAGCCAGGGGGACGCCAUGGUGAUGUGA